UCCCUCUCUGUUUUUCGCCGUUACUACUUUUCCCAACGCGAUCCAUUAAAACUUUUCCACUGGACAGGGUAUAUACUUGUUUUGUUUGAAAGAUAAAGAUGGCACAAGCUCAAGCAAGACCAGCACCUUCGAAUGCUACAUUCAAGGAUAAGGAAAAGCCCCAGGAAGUUCGUAAGAGUAACAUCUUGGCUGCAAGAGCAGUUAGUGAUGCAAUUAGAACUUCAUUGGGUCCAAAAGGUAUGGAUAAAAUGAUUAAAACUAAAAAUGGAGAAAUUAUUAUUAGUAAUGAUGGUGCUACUAUAUUAAAACAUAUGGCAGUUUUACAUCCAGCCGCUAGAAUGUUGGUUGAUGUUAGUGCAGCACAAGAUGUUGAAGCCGGAGAUGGUACCACAUCCGUUGCUAUUUUAACCGGAUCAUUAUUAGGAGCAGCUGAAAAAUUAUUAAAUAAAGGAAUUCAUCCAACUUUAAUUGCAGAUUCUUUUCAAAUUGCUGCUAAAAGAACUUGUGAAAUUUUAUUAGAUAUGUCUCAUAAAAUUAAUUUAAGUGAUCGUGAAAUAUUAAUCAAGGCUGCUUCUACUUCAUUAAGUUCUAAAAUUGUUUCUCAACAUUCUUCUUUAUUAUCUCCAUUAUCGGUGGACUCUGUUUUAAAAGUUAUUAAUGAAGAAGAAAAUAAUGUUGAUUUAAAUGAUAUUAGAUUAAUUAAAAAAUCUGGUGGUACAAUUGAUGAUACUGAAUUAAUUAAUGGUGUUGUUUUAACUCAAAAUGUAUUGAAAUCCGCUGGUGGUCCAACCAGAAUUGAAAAAGCCAAAAUCGGUUUGAUUCAAUUUCAAUUAUCUCCUCCAAAACCCGACAUGGAAAAUAACGUGGUUGUUAAUGAUUAUAGACAAAUGGAUAAAAUUUUGAAAGAAGAAAGAGCCUAUUUAUUGAACAUUUGUAAAAAAAUUAAGAAAUCAAAGUGUAAUGUUUUAUUAAUACAAAAAUCAAUUUUAAGAGACGCUGUUAAUGAUUUGGCUUUACACUUUUUAUCAAAAUUAAACAUUUUGGUUAUCAAAGAUAUUGAAAGAGAUGAAGUUGAUUUCUUAUCCAAGGCAACCGGUUGCAAACCAAUUGCUGAUAUUGAUAGCUUCACUGAAGAUAGAUUAGGUUCUGCCGAUCUCAUUGAAGAAAUUGAAUCUUCCGGCUCUAAAAUUGUUAAAAUCACCGGUGUUAAUUCAAAAAAUAUCAAACCAACUGUUUCAGUCAUAAUUAGAGGUGCUAAUAAUUUGGUUUUGGACGAAACUGAAAGAUCUAUUCAUGAUGCUUUAUGUGUUAUUAGAUGUCUUGUUAAAGAAAAAGCUUUAAUUGCUGGUGGUGGUGCUCCAGAAAUUGAAGCCCUGAGAAUUUUAAUGAAAGAAGCUAAUAAAAAAUCAGGAGUUGAGCAAUUUGUUUAUCAAGAAUUUGCCCAAGCUUUAGAAGUUAUUCCAACUACUUUAGCUGAAAACGCUGGUUUAAAUCCAAUUAAUGUAGUUACUGAUUUAAGAAAUAGACAUGAAAAUGGUGAACAAAAUGCGGGUAUCUCAGUAAGAAGAUCUGGUGCUUCAAAUACUUUUGCUGAACAUGUCUUACAACCAGUUUUAGUUAGUACUUCAUCAAUCACUUUGGCUUCUGAAUGUGUUAAAUCAAUCUUACGUAUUGAUGAUAUCACUUUUGGUCGUUAAGUCUGCUUUUUUUUGUAUACACUAUUCAUUUCAACUUCUCUCAUAUACCAU
Molecule: messenger RNA, 1748 nt
Organism: Hyphopichia burtonii NRRL Y-1933
Lineage: Eukaryota; Fungi; Ascomycota; Pichiomycetes; Serinales; Debaryomycetaceae
Product: chaperonin-containing T-complex subunit
Exons: 1
Coding region: 99-1697 (532 amino acids)
Biological process (GO): protein folding
Cellular component (GO): chaperonin-containing T-complex
Molecular function (GO): ATP-dependent protein folding chaperone; ATP hydrolysis activity; ATP binding
Source: RefSeq, a predicted model, not a curated record